GUUUAUAGUGAAACAUCGUGAGAAUCUUCUGGCUCCGAUUUUCAUCAAUUUUCUCAAAUAUUUUCCACUUUUAAACCCAAAAAAUGGGAGAAGUCGACGCACUGCCCUACAUUGAUCAGGGUUAUGACAGUACCGGAGUCCGGGAAGCGGCUGUCGCGAUGGUUGAGGAAGAAUGCCGGCGGUACCGACCGACAAAGAACUACCUAGAAGCCCUUCCUCCCCUGGACAACUCUUCUUUUGAGACUCCUGCCAUGGCACAUGAAUUCGAGCGCCUGCAAAAUCGUCUCCCGAUGGAAACGCUCAGCAUGAAGAGGUACGAACUGCCUCCUCCGCCUCCUGGGAAACUCUCUGAACUCAAUGCCUGGAAUGACAGCAUUUCCAAUUCCAUGGCUCAGUUGGAGCAUCAAUCAGUGCGGACAAUCAACCUGGAGCUGAUGCUGGAGUAUGGCUGUGAAUCCUGGAAGGCCUACUUGGACAUUCUCACGUACAUGCAGGCGAGAUCCCAGGCUCGGCUGCAGGAACUGCAGAAGGAGAUUCAGGAGGUGAACUGGAACAGGAAGUCGAAGCAAAUGCAGGCUGGAGAGAAGCUGAGGGCUCUUGAGGCUCAGUGGGUGAUGCUAGUGUCAAAGAAUUACGAGAUUGAGCAAGUUUGUGCGAAGCUGGAGGAGAAGAUCAUGGCUCAGAAGGAACUUAUGGACAAGGCAGAUGAUUAAACAAAUUAUUUUUAUUAUUUUAAUAUAAUUUCAAAUAAAUUAAGGUUUUUGAAGGAU
Molecule: messenger RNA, 770 nt
Organism: Phlebotomus papatasi
Lineage: Eukaryota; Metazoa; Arthropoda; Insecta; Diptera; Psychodidae
Gene: BCAS2
Product: pre-mRNA-splicing factor SPF27
Exons: 2
Coding region: 84-713 (209 amino acids)
Biological process (GO): mRNA processing
Cellular component (GO): precatalytic spliceosome; catalytic step 2 spliceosome; Prp19 complex
Source: RefSeq, a predicted model, not a curated record